AUGACUUUUACUCUGUCUUUUAGGGAGCAACCCAUCUUCAGCACCCGAGCUCAUGUCUUCCAGAUUGACCCAAACACUAAGAAGAACUGGGUUCCCACCAGCAAGCAUGCUGUUACUGUGUCCUACUUCUAUGACAGCACAAGAAAUGUCUAUAGGAUAAUAAGUUUGGAUGGCUCAAAGGCAAUAAUAAAUAGCACUAUCACCCCCAAUAUGACAUUUACUAAAACAUCCCAGAAGUUUGGCCAGUGGGCAGACAGCAGGGCGAAUACAGUCUAUGGCUUGGGAUUUUCAUCUGAACAUCACCUUUCAAAAUUUGCUGAAAAAUUUCAGGAGUUCAAAGAAGCUGCACGACUAGCAAAGGAAAAAUCCCACGAAAAGAUGGAGCUAACAAGUACACCAUCUCAAGAAUCAGCUGGAGGGGAUAUUCAGUCUCCAUUGACACCAGAGAGUAUUAAUGGGACAGAUGAUGAGAGAGCGACGCCGGAAGUGACGCAGAACUCAGAACCAAGGGCUGAACCAACCCAGAACGCAUUGCCAUUUACCCAUAGUGCUGGUGACAGAACGAGAGCACUCUCUCUGUGCAGUUCAACAAUCAGCAAGCACUGGGAGGCAGAACUGGCCACACUCAAGGGUAAUAAUGCUAAGCUCACAGCAGCCCUGCUGGAGUCCACUGCCAAUGUAAAACAAUGGAAACAACAACUUGCCGCGUAUCAGGAGGAAGCAGAACGUCUUCAUAAGCGCGUGACUGAGCUAGAGUGUGUGAGCAGUCAAGCCAAUGCAGUCCACACACACAAAACAGAAUUAAACCAGACAAUACAGGAGUUAGAGUCUACGCUGAAGAAAAAAGAAGAGGAAAUAGAAGGAUUGAAACAAGAGAUCGACAAUGCCAGAGAGCUCCAGGCACAGAGGGAUUCUCUGACUCAGAAGUUACAGGAAGUAGAAAUUCGAAACAAAGACCUGGAAGGCCAGCUGUCUGAUCUAGAGCAACGUCUGGAGAAAAGUCAGAAUGAGCAAGAAGCUUUUCGCAAUAACUUGAAGACACUUUUAGAAAUUCUUGAUGGAAAAAUAUUUGAACUAACAGAGUUACGAGAUAACUUGGCCAAGUUAAUAGAAUGCAGCUAA
This is a messenger RNA of Indicator indicator, 1122 nucleotides long. RefSeq names its product homer scaffold protein 1 (gene HOMER1). NCBI's taxonomy places the organism in Eukaryota, Metazoa, Chordata, Aves, Piciformes, Indicatoridae. Gene Ontology annotation, biological process: regulation of store-operated calcium entry; G protein-coupled glutamate receptor signaling pathway. The record is from RefSeq and is a predicted model, not a curated record. The coding region runs from base 1 to 1122 and encodes 373 amino acids. Gene Ontology annotation, cellular component: plasma membrane; postsynaptic density; cytoplasm. Gene Ontology annotation, molecular function: G protein-coupled glutamate receptor binding. The transcript has 10 exons.